Molecule: messenger RNA, 1617 nt
Organism: Fusarium pseudograminearum CS3096
Lineage: Eukaryota; Fungi; Ascomycota; Sordariomycetes; Hypocreales; Nectriaceae
Exons: 2
Coding region: 1-1617 (538 amino acids)
Biological process (GO): proteolysis
Molecular function (GO): serine-type exopeptidase activity; dipeptidyl-peptidase activity
Source: RefSeq, a predicted model, not a curated record
AUGCAUCUUCUUAACAGCCUCGCGGCUAUCGCCGUUUUUCUCCAUCAAGGACAGGGGUUGAGCUUAAAGCAAGAGGCGCGUUUCGAACCCCCUGCCAAAUCUCAACUCCAUGCUCGUCAAGCGGAUAGCACGGCCGGUGUUGUAGACGGCGUCUUCCACCAACUCAUUGACCACGACAACCCAUCCCUCGGCACCUUUGAGCAACGAUACUGGUACAGCUUAAACUAUGCCAACGGCAGCAACCCGCCCGUCGUUUUCAUCUCCCCCGUCGAUGCCGAAGCUGAACAAGUAAAGUUCUGGCUACACGAUGAUUACGUUAUUGGUGGAAUGAUUGCUCGACGCAUCGGAGCGGUCAUGAUCAUGCUUGAAAACCGUUACUUUGGGAAAUCUUCACCCUACGAUCAGCUGACAACCGAAAAUAUGAAAUACUACACUGAAGACCAGAUGAUACGAGACAAGAUCCACUUCGCAAAGACUGCUGAGUUACCAUUCGCCAAGAACGGUGUCUCCAAACCUGAACAGGUUCCUUGGGUUCAUACCGGCUGUUCCGCUCAAGGUAACCGUGUGAUGUUCUCGCAGAAGGAGUCUCCCGAUACCUUUUGGGCCUCUUGGGCAUCGAGUGCGCCACCUCAGGCGAUUUCGAAUUACUGGAGGUACUUUGAUGCUGCCAAAGCGUAUCUGCCCAAGAAUUGUACGGCGGAUGUGGAGAAGGUGAUUGAGCAUCUGGACGAUGUUAUGCUGCACGGAUCGGCGGAUGAGAUUCAGGAGAUCAAGGCGGACUUUGGUGCGCCAGACCUCAAACAUAACGACGAUUUCAUGAACCUUCUCAACUAUGGACCACAGACAUUCCAAGGAGCCAGUUUGCGUAUAGGCGACACAUGGCAAUUCUGCGACUAUGUCGAAAACGCCGUUGAUACCACAGAAAAAUCCAAGCUUCCUGGUGCCGAAGGUGUUGGACUUGACAAAGCCCUGAAGGGAUAUGCUCGCUGGACCAAAGAAGUCUGGAUCCCAGGACGGUGCGAACAACAAGGUCCCUGGAAAGGCGAGAACAACACAGGCUGCUUCAACUUCGGUGACGCCGACAGUCUAGUUUAUGCUGCCAAGGAUCUGGAUGCUCCAAAUAUCGUCGAUACCCUGCAAUUCCAAUGGCUCCUUUGCAACGAACCUGAGGAAAACUGGCAAACGGGUUCACCAAAGGGAACACCUACACUGGUUUCCCGUUUGGUUAAUACUGAUUACUUCAGAAAGACUUGUGCUCGUUACUUCCCCACUGGUCCAAAUGGAGAAACCUUUGGCUUGGCGAAGGGAAAGACUGCUGAUAUGUGGAAUACACGUUACGGUGGUUGGAGUGAUCCGACUGGGUAUCUGAAUAGGACAGUUUUGGUGAACGGAAAGUUUGAUCCUUGGAGGGCAGCGUCUUUUGCUUCUGAUCAAAGACCUGGGGGAGUUCUUGGUAACAGUACUUAUGUGAAGCACUUCAUCAACCCUAUGGGGAAUCACUGCACUGAUACGUACCGCAACGCUGGUAAUAUUUGGCCUGAAGUCAAGGCGGUUCAAGAAGCUGGGAUCAAGCAGAUUGAGAAAUGGGUUGCCAUGUUCCCUAAGCAUAAGGGUUAG